Molecule: messenger RNA, 1819 nt
Organism: Amphibalanus amphitrite
Lineage: Eukaryota; Metazoa; Arthropoda; Thecostraca; Balanomorpha; Balanidae
Exons: 6
Coding region: 368-976 (202 amino acids)
Source: RefSeq, a predicted model, not a curated record
CGCCACGGCGUCAGUAGUGAAGUGAGCAUUAGUUUAGCGGCGAUUCGUGAUAUCACGCGGUUGUUACAUAACCCUCUCCCAUCCUCCCCUCCAUACAUAUCGGGAGAGAGGAGAGAGGACUCACUGUGCGGCCCUCUUCCGAGUCAGACCGACGGGCGGAGCGGCGGACGGCGGAGCGGACGCAGGUGGAGACUGAAGGUCACAGCGGCCGGGCGCGGAACAGUCGGCGGCGGGCGGGCGGCGCGUGUGUCGGCGAGCGGUAGUCGGAGGUCGAGCCAGCGUAGUCGGAGAUAGAGCGGCGACUGGACGGGAGGGCGAAGACUGAGGGCUGACCGUAGACAGCAGCGGGGGAGCAUCUGACGUCGCCAUGGGGCUACCGCCGAAGGAGAAGGCGCAGUUUGCGUGCACGGUGAUCGCGCUGCCUCUGUACGCGCUGACGCUGUUCUUCAACUACGCCUCCAGCAACGCCAGUCUUGGAAUCGUGCCCAAGUCUGCCGCCGACGUAUCGGACACACACGAGGUUUUCAUCACGCCCAUCGGCUGGGCCUUCGCCAUCUGGGGCAUCAUCUACACCUGGCUCGGCAUCGGACUCGUCUACGGUCUGAGCCAGCUGUGGCGGCGGACGGACGCCGGCCCCGUCUACCUGACCCCGGUCACCCUCCCUCUGUCCUUCUGGCUGCUCAUCAUCGCCAGCUUUUGCGUGAACGUUGGCUGGCUGUUCGCCUGGGGCUACGAGGAGUUGACGGCAGCCUGCGUGCUGCUGCUGCUGCUGGCGCUCUGCAACGUCCUCAGCGCUGGUCGUCCUUCACAUUCGCUACUACCGUGCCCAGUUCGCUCAGCCGCCUCCCACCCCGCGGGAGAACUGGUACGUCAAGACGUGCGUCCACAACGGUCUGGCCCUGUACACCACCUGGACCAUCAUAGCGGCGCUCAUCAACCUCGACGUGGUCAUCGUCUAUGUGGGGGAGGGCUCUAACGAGGUAGCCAGCUCGGCCAUUGCCGGUGUGUUGGCCGCUUCCAUCGUCAUCUGGCUUCUCCUCGAGAUCACCGUGCUGGAUAAGUACACGCGCUGGACCAUCACACCCGGAUUCGUGCUGGGUGGGCUCUGUCCGCCGUCUACCAGAAGAACUACGAUAUCGCCACGGGCAGCACACCCACCCUGCUGAUGAUCGCGCUGGUCACCGCCUGUGUAUCGCUGGCCGGCCGCCUCGCCACCCUGGUCUACUUCACCUACCGCGACAGCAGCUCGCGCUCCAUGAGAGUCACCUGCGCUUAGGGGCGUCGGAAGGCAGCUAGAGUCGUAAGAGGGCGUGUUGAGUCGUCAUCGGAGGGCCUUGAGUCGUCGGAGAGCGUGCGGAGUCGUUGGAGAGGGCCUGGAGUCGUUGGAGAGCGUCUGGAGUCGUUGGAGAGCGUCUGGAGUCGUUGGAGAGCGUCCUAGGCCGCGAGAGGGAGUUUAUAGUUCCCAUAGGGUGGCGGUGGAGCGUCGGAGAGGAUUCCGGGAGACACCUGACGGGCGCUUUAACUAUGGAGGCACAUGCGGAGGGGAACCCUGGGUCCCUGAGGAGGCAAGGAGUUCUCCGGGGGCGCCGGCCAGGCCCAGACAGUGUAAGGUGGACUGGAUCGUUGAGAGGGAGGAAGAGUAGGAUGAAGCGUUUUGUUAGAUCGAUGUGUGUGUUGGCUUAGCUGUACUUGGUCAGUAUCAUUGUGAACGUUUCAACUUCGUGAUAUAAUGUGGCCUUGCUAUUUAUGUGGUUAUGUAUAAUAUCGUCACAAAGGUCGUUUAGAGGCCGACGCCAAAGGAUUAUACACUCAUAUUCAC